Molecule: messenger RNA, 1041 nt
Organism: Manihot esculenta (cassava)
Lineage: Eukaryota; Viridiplantae; Streptophyta; Magnoliopsida; Malpighiales; Euphorbiaceae
Product: LOB domain-containing protein 33
Exons: 2
Coding region: 192-839 (215 amino acids)
Biological process (GO): hormone-mediated signaling pathway; positive regulation of DNA-templated transcription
Cellular component (GO): nucleus
Source: RefSeq, a predicted model, not a curated record
GCCCAUAAAGGAGACCCAAAAGAACCUACUUUUAAGAAAAGUGAGGAAUGUCUCUUGGCCUCAACAAAAAGGGUUUAUGACACUAGCAAGUGAUGAUUAUAAAGAGCAAAUCUCAACAUUAGUUUCUAAACAAACCAGCCCUAGUACAAGCAAAAUCCACUUGACACAGAUAAGUGAAAAGGCAUAGGACAAUGACAGGGCUGGGUUCUUCAUGUGGAGCAUGCAAGUUCCUAAGAAGAAAGUGCACGAGUGAAUGUGUGUUUGCACCUUACUUCUGUUAUGAUGAGGCUGCAACCCACUUUGCAGCAGUGCACAAGGUGUUUGGUGCAAGCAAUGUUUCAAAACUAUUAUUACACCUACCAGUACAGAAUCGAAGUGAUGCUGCUAUCACCAUAUCGUAUGAAGCACUGGCUCGGAUGCGGGAUCCUAUAUAUGGCUGUGUUGCUCAUAUUUUUGCACUCCAACAACAGAUAGCCAGCUUACAAGAGGAGAUAGAAAUUCUCGGGCACCAAAUGGCUAAUCUCAGUGUUGGCAUUGUUAGUCGUGGAAGCUCACAAACAACUUCAAACCCAAACUGUGAGAUACAGAACUAUUCACUUCAAGAUGCCAUAAACAUGCAAUAUUAUCAGAAUCAACCAGCUGCACCAUUGAAUGUUUCAGGAUAUGCAUCUGGAAACCAAGCUUUUAACAGCCAAAUGAAUGCUGAACUGCCUCCUAUAUAUGAAUGGGAAGACCAAAAUCCCUUCUGUGAAUCCCACCCAUAUACUUUGGACAGACUACUUGAAGGAGCAGACCAAGAGGUCUUUCCAUAUUGUUCAUGGUUGGACACUGGAAACUGAUCCAAAUUGAUGCAGAAAAGCAUUUUAAGCGACUUACAGCUUGUGUGAAAAAUUACCAUGAUUUUCAAGAUGACGAUGUAGAGUUAGUCCAGUCUGAACCUCAGAAUAAUCUUUUGUUGUCUUAAAAAAUUAUCGCAUCACCGUGCACUAUCUGUAAAUCCACUUGUGUAGACACCAGGAAUUUCAAGUGAGGAUGCAAACU